AUGGCAAGACAAAGACUAAAUCAAGGCAUUGUCCAUAAUUUGAAACUCCAAUUGAUUGCUAAUAGAACUACAAAUAGAAGAUUGUACAACCAACCUACUGUUUCAAAGGUGAUUGCAUUAAUUGUUGGUGACAUUGACACAGCUGAAGAAAGAGACAUAAUUAUGCAAAAUCAAGGAGGAAAACUACAACGUAUAGACGGGUUUCAUGCAAGAUAUAUGGCUUUCCAAUAUCCAUUGAUAUUUCCAUAUGGAGAAGAUAAUGUUUCUCACCGAGAUCUUGACAUCUUUGAUGAUAAUUUGAGGAAUAGGCUUACUAUUCAAGAAUGGCUUGCAUUUCAAAUUCAAAAAAGAUGUCAGGAGGGUAAGACACUAUUAUCAUCUAGAAGGUUGUUUUAA
Messenger RNA from Lathyrus sativus (Indian pea), 396 nucleotides. The record is from the annotation of a GenBank genome assembly. NCBI's taxonomy places the organism in Eukaryota, Viridiplantae, Streptophyta, Magnoliopsida, Fabales, Fabaceae.